UUUGAGCAGGCGCAGUGGUUUUACCAUGGCGGAGUUGAUUUCUUUCGCGGUUCCCACCCAGAGUGACAAAGUUUUGUUGGUGUGGGAGCUGAGCGCCGGUCCCCCAGCUGAGGCCUUAAGUCAUUCUCUGUCCGCAGUGUUCUCCCAGUUUGGCCUUCUGUAUUCAGUCCGAGUCUUCCCGAACGCUGCCGUGGCUCGCCCUGGUUUCUAUGCCAUCAUCAAGUUUUACUCAUCGAGGGACGCGCAGAAAGCCCAAAAGGCAUGUGAUGGGAAGCCUCUUUUUCAGACUUCGCCCGUGAAGGUUCGUCUCAGCACCAGACAGAAAACACUGCGGCACCGGACCUUUGCCCUAAACAGCUCACGGUGCCAAGAACUGGCAAAUUACUACUUUGGCUUCAAUGGGUGGUCAAAAAGGAUCAUCAGGCUGCAGGAGCUAUCUGGACCCGAGGAAGAGGCUCUCACGGGGCCUGUGCAGAAGCGGAGCCUCAAGUUCUUCUGUGCUGUAGAGGUGGUUCUGCCGCUCUACGGGUGCAAGAGCCCUGGAGUCGGCAUCGCUGAGGAGCCUCUGCACCAGCUGGAGGAGGAAGGACAGUCCUCGUUUCUGAUGAAGAGAAAGACCGUGCAGAAGCUCGCAAUUCAGAGCGCUUUGGCAGAUGCCUUCCAGAAGCUGGCCAUCGUGGUUCUGGAAAGUGGCAAGGUCGCGGUGGAGUACAGACCCAGUGAAGAGUCCAUCGAUGCCGAAAGUGAAGAAGACCUGCAGAGUUUAAUCCAGGUCAACUGCCUUCAGCCUGGCCAAAGGGAGGAAGAAUGUCUCUCAGAUUUUAGCUUGGAAGAAGAUGAACUCAAUCUAUAAGAACCGCACCAAGGCUACUGACUGUCACAGGCCCUGCCCUCUGACUUUCGUGGGAAGUUCUACAUGUGUGACCAGUGAGCUGCUGACAUCCCCGAACACCCCAGAGUGAGGCCCAAAUCCUGCCCGGAAGCUUGGAAGAGGUCUAGGGGAGGCUCGAGCCCUGUCAUAAUGGUGGGAAAAGGUUCCCUGUGCAGAAUGGAACUGGGCCGCAGCAUAACCCAGGCUGCCUGUCUCUUGGGUGCACUACUCCCUCAUCAAUGUUUGAGCCAUAACAGGUGUUUACAACUAUUUGUUUUUAUUCCAGGAUACCAAUUUCUUUGGGGAGCUAUACAGUGUGUGCUGGUUUGAAAGAAAAUGGCCCCCCAAUGGAGAAGCACUGUUUGGAGGUGUGGCCUUAUUGGAGUAGGCGUGGUCUUGUGGCUGAACUGUGUUACUGUGGGGGCGGGGUUGAGGUCUUCUCAAGUGUCACUCACUGUGAUAAUCAACUUCCUGCUGCCUUCUGGUCAAGAUGUGUCACUCUCAGCUCCAGAACCACGUCUGCCUGCACGCUGCCAUGCUCCUUGUCAUGAUGAUAACAGACUGACCCUCUGAACUUAUAAACAAGCCACCCCAAUGAAAUAUUUUCUUUAUAAGACACCGUGCUGUGGUCAUAGUGUCUCUUCACAGAAAUAGAAAUUGUAAGGUGUCCUGAAUCGGAUUAGUUCACUGUUCCACCCCAGAGUGUGCCGCGCCGACCGACAGCUCCCGAAACUCCCAAAAGUGGUUCCAGUGAUGGAAGUGGAUCAGAACAGGGCUCUGCUGAAAGAAUCGGUGUCAGCUCAGGACCACUAAGACAAGGUUCUCAGGACAAAAGGCAGGGAAUCAGGCAAAGUCAGGAAAUAGAGGGUGAGGGCGAAGAGGGAAGAGGUAUUCGCCCUGAGGUGGGGAGGGAGGGAUGACAAGGGCUACCUCUGGAUAGAGAGAACACAGACGUGCCCAUGGGCACAUGGGCUUAUAAAGGAAACUGGGAAACCCUGUGUUAGGAAGAGGCAUUCAGUUUUCACUGGGCAUGUUAAUUAGGUGAGCCAAAGGGGACUUUUGAUUGCUGAACGUCAGUACUUUCAUAGCUGGGCCUUGGUAGUCGGCCUCAGGAGGACGUGGCCAAAUAAGGGAAUGGACCUGGUGGCUGUCUUUAGGGUUGUGAUCUAAUGGUUUUUAGCAAGGCACAGGGAAUGGGAGAGAAGCAGGGGUGCUAGAGCCACGGUUGGAGUGGGUGUAUUAGAUUCUAGUUAGCAGCAGAGACUCCAUUUGUCCCCGCCUGCCAUUCUGCCCUGAGCUGCUACCCACAAUUUCCUGAGGCUAGACAGAAGCCCCCCCUCAAACCCCUCACACUGGUGUAACCCACAAUCCACCCCCUUCUGAUUGGUUGGCCCAGAGCCUGAGCCACAGAACUCCCUGAUAGGCUGCAAGUGUGUCACCAUGGAAAGCCCCCAAUAACUUCUCCCCUUAUUAGGACUGGAUUGGGACCUGGGAGCUCUUUGUAAUUUUCCCCUUUUAAACUGGAACUCACUCUGUAGACCAAGCUGGCCUUAAACUCACAGAGAUCUUUCUGCCUCUACCUCCUGGGUGCUGGGAUUAAAGUUGUGUGCCACCACACCCAGCUCUCAAAAAAUAUUUUUUAUCUUCUGGGAGGGCAGAAGAGGGCAUCAGAUUCCCUGAGCCAAAUAUAUAGACAGUUGUGAGGCUGCUGGCCCAAGGGCUGGGCACUGAACUCUGGUCUUCCGACACAGCAGUUAGUGCUCUAAACUGCUGUGCCGUCUUCCCAGCUCCCACAACACUCCCUUCACACACUUUUGGAAACAGGUUCCCUUGUAACCUUGUGAUGGCUGAUGUUCUGUUGAUGGUUUACCUCAUGUUUAAAAGUUUAAAAUUACUGUGCUUAAGAGAACUAUAAAGUGAAAACGGAAUUCCCAAUGUUCAGGCUUUUAAGGUUAAUUUUUGUAAUAGUCUGGUCUUGAUACAAUUUUAACACAACUGUUUUUUAUGCAAGGUCAUAAGGUCAUCUGCUAUUCCUGCUUCUGUUAAACAGAAGCUUGUUUUGCUCAAGAUAACCUUCUGCUUGUACAUAGACGGAAUGUAACGUUGUGUUCUUUGCCUUUAUAAACCCCUGACUCAGGAGACUUGGCGCUGCCUUUGGGACUCCCGAGUCCCCAUGUAUACUUGGUGCCAGUAUUUGAUACUGAAUAAAAGCC
This is a messenger RNA of Chionomys nivalis (European snow vole), 3084 nucleotides long. It is a transcript of the gene Rdm1, whose product is annotated as RAD52 motif containing 1. The record is from RefSeq and is a predicted model, not a curated record. NCBI's taxonomy places the organism in Eukaryota, Metazoa, Chordata, Mammalia, Rodentia, Cricetidae. Gene Ontology annotation, molecular function: RNA binding. Gene Ontology annotation, cellular component: nucleolus. Bases 26 to 853 code for a protein of 275 amino acids. The transcript is spliced from 7 exons.